AUGUACGAGCCCCACCACAACCUCAAGCCCCUCCACGACAACAUCAAUCCCACCACUACAACCUCAAUUCCCACCACAACAACCUCAAGUCCCACAACAACCACAAGUCCCACAACAACCUCUAGCCCCUCCACGACAACCUCAAGUCCCACUACCUCUUCAGGCCCCACCACAACAUUAAGAACCACCACCUCAACAUCAAGCCCCUCCACAACCUCAACUCCCACCACAACCUCAAGUCCCACCACCACGUCAGUACCCACCACAACUUCAGUUCCAAUUACAACGUCUGGCCCCACAACCACGUCGGACACCACCACAACCUCAAGUCUCACCAACACAACAUCAAGCCCCACCACCACAACAUCAAGCCCAACCACCACAACAUCAAGCCCCACCACCACAACAUCCAGCCCCACCACCACGUCACGUGCCACCACCAUGUCAGGCACCACCACAACCUCAAGUCUCACCACCACAACCUCAAGUCCCACCACAACAACAUCAAGUCCC
Messenger RNA from Triplophysa dalaica, 513 nucleotides. RefSeq names its product integumentary mucin C.1-like. The transcript has 2 exons. Lineage: Eukaryota; Metazoa; Chordata; Actinopteri; Cypriniformes; Nemacheilidae. The record is from RefSeq and is a predicted model, not a curated record. The annotation marks the transcript as partial.